Molecule: messenger RNA, 1253 nt
Organism: Dunckerocampus dactyliophorus (ringed pipefish)
Lineage: Eukaryota; Metazoa; Chordata; Actinopteri; Syngnathiformes; Syngnathidae
Gene: igf3
Product: insulin-like growth factor 3
Exons: 4
Coding region: 151-723 (190 amino acids)
Cellular component (GO): extracellular region
Molecular function (GO): hormone activity
Source: RefSeq, a predicted model, not a curated record
CAUCUGAUAAGAAAAUCGCUCAAGAUUUGCGGGUGGAAGCGCGCAAGCGAGCGUAGGGAGGCCAUCUCUGGGAUAUAUGGUCCUCCUCCCUCCUUCGCCCGCAGAUACUAUAAUACUGAAGGUGUGCAAAAGUCACAUCGCACAGUCAGGAUGAAGGCCUCACAAUGCCUUUCCGGAAGAUUGUGGACAUUGAAGGUGUUGUGCGUGUUCUACUCGACCACGUGUCUGCUCAACUGGCCUCUCCACUCGGAAGCAGCCAAGCUCCGCUGCGGCACGGACCUCCUCAAUGACCUCCUGUUCGUGUGUGGCGAUCGCGGGAUCUACUUCGGUAAAGGUACACGGUCUGGUUAUGCUUCUCGGCCCAGAGGGAAGGGGAUCGUGGACAAAUGUUGCAGGUCAAAUGGCUGCGAUCUGCAUCAUCUGGAGGUAUACUGUGCUAAGCCGAAGAAGCAGCAGCAGACUACAGCAUGGCCAAGCACAAGCACAGGACCCUACACCACGAAACAAACAGACGUGGCCAAUCAGUUCCGGGCGGUAUUUCACAAAAGAGUCUUAGAGCACCUGGGGCCACCCAACAGUCCAAAGAGGGAGGCUUAUAGGAAAAAAACGAAGCCUUCAUUCCCAAAGAAAACCAAAGUUUCGUCCACACGCAGGAAGAUGAAGCUACAGCACACGACAAGUGGACCUCCCUCAAGAACCACAGCGAGGACAUUAUCCUUUUAAUCAUUUGACUCCUUCAGAUGUUCUUUUCGACGAGUGUGUUUCAUAAGCUGUGAGCUGUCGCUACAGCCGUGCCUGGACAAGGGAGGGCGAUGACACCAUACUUCUCAAAAAUGCUGCUCUUUGUUUCAUGUUCUGCAUCCUUAAGUUCAUUUUAAGCACAUUCCUUUGUGAGUGAAUUGCAGCAAACAUGGCCCACUGGUGUUGCACAGGUUGCAGAAUAACGCUUUUGUGUACGGGCAAAGAUAUUUAUUCUUCUCACAGCUGUUUAGCUGCGGUGUUUUAUUUAUUCUGUUUCAGCAGCACGUGCCACCUUCUGUAUUAUAUAUAUUUUUUCUGUGAAUACUUUUGUAGGUGCUGGAUUAUUCGGAUUAUUCAUAUUCAACCCUUUUGCUGUGUAUUUAAAGCUCAUUUCUAACUGCCUUCCAAGUGUUUUUAGACAAGAAUAUUCCAUGCACUUUCAUAACUUUGCAUUAAUAAGCAAAACCUCGGUAGUAUUUUCUGUUGUUUGUAAAUUAUUUGUAAAUUAAUUG